Molecule: messenger RNA, 942 nt
Organism: Solanum lycopersicum (tomato)
Lineage: Eukaryota; Viridiplantae; Streptophyta; Magnoliopsida; Solanales; Solanaceae
Source: RefSeq, a predicted model, not a curated record
AAUAAUACGAAAAGUAUUAAAUACUUAAAAAAAGUAGUCAACAAAAUUAUUUUAUUGUUAAUUUCUGAUUUUCCGUCGAACUUCCAUUGUUUCCUCUUAUGAGAAGCGCCGGAGAUCGGAGUGUCGUUUUCCGGGCACAUUCUCUCUCUACAUUAUAGAAUUGUCAAAUCUUGGAAAUAAAGGAGGAAAGAAAUGGGUGUGAAGCAAGCAUUAAGAGCUAUUGAUGCAUUUCCGCGAGCUGAAGAACAUUUGUUGCUGAAAACCAAGUUUGGCGCCUUUGUUUCCAUUGUGGGGCUGCUAAUUAUGGUAACAUUGUUCUUGCAUGAACUUAGUUACUAUCUUAAUAUAUAUACUGUUCAUCAGAUGUCUGUUGACUCGAGACGUGGAGAAAAUCUUCCCAUUCACAUAAAUAUGACAUUUCCCUCUCUACCUUGUGAUGUUCUUAGUGUGGAUGCUAUUGAUAUGUCGGGGAAGCAUGAAGUAGAUCUUGAUACAAACAUAUGGAAGCUUCGCUUGAACAGUGAUGGCCAUAUCACUGGCACUGAGUAUUUGUCAGACCUUGUUGAGAAGGAACGUGAAGCUCAUAAACAUGAUGUGCACAAAGAACAUCAUGAAGAUUCAGACAAGAUCCAUCUACAGGGCAUUGAUGAAGAAUCUCAGAAUAUGAUCAAGAAGGUUAAGCAAGCAUUGGCUGAUGGGGAAGGAUGCAGGGUGUAUGGAGUAUUAGAUGUCCAGCGGGUUGCUGGGAAUUUCCAUUUAUCCGUUCAUGGGUUGAACAUUUUUGUUGCUCAAAUGAUUUUUGAAAAGUCUACUCAUGUCAAUGUAAGCCAUAUCAUCCAUGAUUUAUCAUUUGGGCCCAAAUAUCCAGGUAUUCACAACCCGCUAGAUGGAACAUCACGAAUUCUGCGUGGAACAAGUGGCACAUUCAAAUAUUACAUUAAG